GGGAAGCAGCCAUGGCGGAGGCGGCGCUGAGCAGCUCCGGAACCCCCCGGAAACGGAGCCGGGAGCCCGAAAGCUGCUGCUGGGAGUUCCGGACCCCGCUGUGCAAACGGCCCCGAGGAUCCGGAGCCUCCCAGAAUUCCCAGAAUUCCCAAAAUUCCCGGCAGGAAAUCCGGGAGAAAGCGGCGCCGGCCCGGAAACUGCGGCUGCCGGCCGGAAAUCCGGGAAUGUCAGCGGAAAAUUCGGGAAUUGUAUCAGAAAAUUCAGGAAUUGCAGCUGGAAAUUCAGGAAUUUUAUCAGAGAAUUUGGGAAUUCCGGCAGGAAAUUCAGGAAUUUUAUUAGGAAAUUUGGGAACGCCAUCGGGAAAUUUGGGAAUUCCAGCUGGAAAUCCUGGAAAUUUGUCAGAAAAAUUGGGAAUUCCAGAAGGAAAUUCAGGAAUCUUGUCAGAAAAUCUGGGAAUUCCAGCGGGAGAUUCGGGAAAUUUAUCAGGAAAUUCAUCAGAAAAUUUGGGAAUUCCAUCAGGAAAUUCGAGGAUUUUAUCAGAAAACUCGCGAAUUCCGUCAGGAAAUUUGGGAAUUCCAUCAGGAAAUUUGGGAAUUCCGGCCGGAAAUCCGGGAAUUUCCCGGCAUUCCCACUUUUCCGUGGGGGUGUUUUACGGCCCCCGGCCGUACCUGGAUCCGCUGGAGCGGAGGCGGCUGCGGGAGCUGCGGGGGGAGGGGAAAAUUCCGGAAAAAUCCCGGAAUUCCGGGAAUUCUGGGAAUUCCAGAGCCGGGAAUUUGGGGUUUGGGAGCUUUGGCGGGAAAUCCAAGCGGAAAUCCGGGAAUUCUGCUGGGAAAUUUGGGAAUUCUGGCGGGAAAUCCGGGAAUUCCAAGAGGAAUCGCGGCAGCUCCAAAGGGAAAAGCAGCAGCGGGAAAUCCUGGAAUUCCCGGAAAUCUGGGAUUGGGAAUUCCAAGAUUUCCAAUGUUGGGAAUUCCCAAAGUUCCAAAGUUGGGAUUUCCCAGAAUUCCGGGAUUUCUGGGAUUGGGAAUUCCCAGAUUUCUGAAAACUCCAAGAUUGGCGGGAAUUCCGGAAUUUCCAAAGCUGAGAAUUCCCAGGAUCCCAAGGCCAAGAAUUCCCAGAUUUCUGGGAUUGGGGAAAAUUCCCAGAUUUCCAGGGCUGGGAAUUCUGGGAUUGCUGAGAAUUCCCAGAUUUCCAAACUCGAGAAUUCCCGGAUUUCCAACACUGAGAAUUCCCAGAUUUCCAACAUUGGGAAUUCUGGGAUUGGUGAGAAUUCCCAAAUUUCCAGCGCUGAGAAUUCCCAAAUUUCCAAGGCCAAAAAUUCCCAGAUUUCCGAGCUCCAGAAUUCCCAAAUUUCCAACAUUGAGAAUUCCCAAAUUUCCAACAUUGAGAAUUCCCAGAUUUCCAGCAUUGGGAAUUCCCGGAUUUCCGAGAAUUCCCGGAUUUUCCGGGCCGGGGUCCGGCCCCGUGUGCGGCUCCCCCAGGGCGGCGCCUUCUUCCGAUCCCGGAGCCGAUCCCGGAAAAUUCCGGCAAAAUCCCAAAAAUCCCCCGGGGAGAAACUUCCGGAAACGGCGCCGAAAGUUCCGGAAAUGGGAAAGGAAAACCGGGAAAACGGCGGGAACGAGGAAUCCUCUGGAUCGAGCUCGGAUUCCCGGGAGGCCCCGGCCCAGCAGGAAUUGGGCUCUCCAUGCCCGGCCGGGCUCUUCCCGAUUUUCCUGCCCAGCAGGAGGAGGCCCCUGCAGGAGCUCCCGGCCCCGUUGGCUCCCUCUGGAAAAGCUCCCAGGAAAAGCCGGGAAAGCUCCUGGGAUCAGCUCAUCAUUGAUGCCGGGCAGCAUUCCCUGUCCCCUCGGCACUGUGGAUCCUGUGGGAUGCUGUUCGCUCCCGGCGUUCCCGAGGAUCGGCUGCAGCACCUGCGGCACCACCGGGCACUGAGGGAGGCGCUGACACACCCGGGCUGGAAGCAGGAGCGCGUGGUUGCGGAAUUCUGGGACGGGAGAAUCCUCCUGAUCCUUCCCGAGGAUCCCAAAUACGCCCUCAGGAAGGCCGAGCAGGUUCUGGCCGUGGUGGAUUCCGAGCUGGGUUUCCCGGAGCAUUCCCGGCCCUUCCCGGAGCAUUCCCGGCUGUACCUGUUUGUGAGCGCCGGGCGCUGCGUGCUGGGCUGCCUGCUGGCACAGCCCAUACGGCAGGCGUUCCGGGUGCUGCCGGAGCCGGGCUUGGCGCCAUUGCCAGACCCGCAGGACCCCCAGCAUUCCCAGGAUCCCCGUGACCCCCAGCAUUCCCAGCAUUCCCAGCAUUCCCGGCAUUCCCGGCAUUCCCGGCGGGAGGCGCGGAUCGAUCCGUGUGCCCGCGCCUGGCGCUGCUCGCUGUGCCCGGAGCCGGCCGUGUGCGGCAUCAGCCGCCUCUGGGUGCUGGGGGCGCGGCGGCGCCGCGGCAUCGCCCGCAGGAUGAUGGACGCCCUCAGGCGCACGUUCGUGUUCGGGGCCGUGCUCAGUUCCCGGGAUUUGGCCUUUUCCGACCCCACGGCCGACGGGCGGGGCUUCGCUGCCCGGUACUGCGGCCGCCACGACUUCCUGGUCUACAGCCCCCUGGCACCGGGAUCCACACCGGGAUCCACACCGGAAACACCGGGAUCCGCACCGGGAUCCACACCGGGAUCCACACCGGGAACACCGGGAUCGGCACUGGGAACACCGGGAACAGCACCGGGAUCCGCACCGGGAUCCGCACCGGGAUCCACACCGGGAUCGGCACCGGGAACACCGGGAUCCGCACCGGGAUCCACACCGGGAUCAGCACCGGGAACAGCACCGGGAACACCGGGAACACUGGGAUUGGCAUCAGGAUCAGCACUGGGAUCUGCACUGGGAUCUGCACCGGGAUCAGCACCGGGAACACCGGGAUCAACACCGGGAACACCGGGAUCACUGCAGCAGCGCAGCGACGAUGGCGGCCGCCGGGGGGCGCAUGCGCAGAAGAACUCUCGCAAUGGCCGCUGCCAGGGCAUUCCCGCUCUGCAGCAGCGCAGCGACGACGGCGGCCGCCGGGGGGCGCAUGCGCAGAAGAGCUCCCGCACGGGCCGCUGCCAGGGCAUUCCCACUGUCUGCUGCAAGCGCAGCGACGACGGUGGUCGCUAG
Molecule: messenger RNA, 3128 nt
Organism: Zonotrichia leucophrys gambelii
Lineage: Eukaryota; Metazoa; Chordata; Aves; Passeriformes; Passerellidae
Gene: ESCO2
Product: establishment of sister chromatid cohesion N-acetyltransferase 2
Exons: 14
Coding region: 12-3128 (1038 amino acids)
Biological process (GO): mitotic sister chromatid cohesion
Cellular component (GO): nucleus; chromatin
Molecular function (GO): protein-lysine-acetyltransferase activity
Source: RefSeq, a predicted model, not a curated record